Molecule: messenger RNA, 5781 nt
Organism: Cervus elaphus (red deer)
Lineage: Eukaryota; Metazoa; Chordata; Mammalia; Artiodactyla; Cervidae
Gene: OLFML2A
Product: olfactomedin like 2A
Exons: 8
Coding region: 138-2102 (654 amino acids)
Biological process (GO): signal transduction
Source: RefSeq, a predicted model, not a curated record
GCGGGGCGGGGAGCCGCGGGCGGACGGGGGGCACGCCGCACGGGUAGAGUUGACCGCGGCGCCCAGCUCGCAGUGCGGCCCGCGCUUCCCGGCGUCCGCGAGCGCUGUCGGUGCCCGCCGUCCGUGCCGGUCCCCGUAUGGCCGCAGCCGCCCUCCCCACCAGGCCCAGGUCCCGGCCUGGGCCCCGGCCGCUGCCUCUGCUUCUGCUGCCUCUGCUGCUGCUGCUGCGCGUGGGCCCGGUGCGCGCGGACAGUAAGGUGUUUGGCGACGUGGACCAGGUGCGCAUGACCUCGGAGGGCUCCGACUGCCGCUGCAAGUGCAUCAUGCGGCCGCUGAGCAAGGACGCGUGCAGCCGGGUGCGCAGCGGGCGGGCGCGCGUGGAGGACUUCUACACGGUGGAGACGGUGAGCUCCGGCACCGACUGCCGCUGCUCCUGCACGGCGCCGCCCUCCUCACUCAACCCCUGCGAGAACGAGUGGAAGAUGGAGAAACUCAAGAAACAGGCACCCGAGCUCCUCAAGCUGCAGUCCAUGGUGGAUCUCCUGGAGGGUACCUUGUACAGCAUGGACCUCAUGAAAGUGCACGCCUACGUCCACAAGGUGGCUUCCCAGAUGAACACGUUGGAAGAGAGCAUCAAGGCCAACCUGAGCCGGGAGAACGAGGUGGUGAGGGAGAGCAUGCGCCACUUCAGCGAGCAGCUGAAGCACUACGAGAACCACUCAGCCAUCAUGAUGAGCAUCAAGAAGGAGCUCUCCAGCCUGGGCCUCCAGCUGCUGCAGAAGGACGCGGCCACGGCGCCCGCCGCCGCCCCGGCCCCCGGCGCCGGCAGCAAGGCUCAGGACACAGCUGGAGGGAAAGGCAAAGACAACAACAAAUAUGGCAGUGUGCAGAAGAGCUUUGUUGACAAGGGCCUCUCGAAACCUCCUAAGGAGAAGCUGCUGAAGGUGGAGAGGCUGAAGAAGGAGGGCAAAGGCAGAUUCCCCCAGCCCACAGCCAAGCCCCGGGCCCUGGCCCAGCAGCAGGCCGUGAUCCGAGGCAUCACCUACUACAAGGCGGGCAGGAAGGACACAACCGAGGCCAUGGCUGACAACGCCCUCAAGGGCACUUCCUGGCUGGAGCAGCUGCCGCCCAGGGUGGAGGGCCGGCCACCCGAGCCCAACUCGGCAGAGCGUGAGGACGCUGCGCCCCCGGCCCCUGAGGGAGCGGACUUGGCCCCCGGCACCCCUGCUUCGGAUCCCACUCCCACCCCCACCCCCACCACCAGGCCCCUGCUCACUGAGCCACCUCCACGCCCAGAAGUCCCCAGUCAAGGCAGAGAGGCGAGCUGUGAGGGCACCCUCCGGGCCGUGGACCCCCCUGUGAGACACCACAGCUAUGGGCGCCAUGAGGGAGCCUGGAUGAAGGACCCUGCUGCCAGGGAUGACAGGAUCUAUGUCACCAAUUACUACUAUGGAAACAGCCUGGUGGAAUUCCGCAACCUGGAGAACUUCAAGCAAGGCCGCUGGAGUAACAUGUACAAGCUGCCCUACAAUUGGAUCGGCACGGGCCACGUGGUGUACCAGGGCGCCUUCUACUACAACCGCGCCUUCACCAAGAACAUCAUCAAGUAUGACCUGCGGCAGCGCUUCGUAGCCUCCUGGGCGCUGCUGCCGGACGUGGUAUACGAGGACACCACACCCUGGAAGUGGCGCGGCCACUCGGACAUCGACUUCGCCGUGGACGAGAGCGGCCUGUGGGUCAUUUACCCUGCCGUGGAUGAUCGUGACGAGGCUCAGUCCGAGGUGAUCGUGCUGAGCCGCCUGGACCCCGGCGACCUGUCCCUGCAGCGCGAGACCACGUGGAAGACGCGGCUGCGGCGGAACUCGUAUGGGAACUGCUUCCUGGUGUGCGGCAUCCUGUAUGCCGUGGACACGUACAACCAGCGGGAGGGCCACGUGGCCUAUGCCUUCGAUACGCACACGGGCACCGAUGCCCGCCUGCAGCUGCCCUUCCUCAACGAGCACGCCUACACCACCCAGAUCGACUACAACCCCAAGGAGCGGGUGCUCUAUGCCUGGGACAACGGCCACCAGCUCACCUACACCCUCCACUUCGUGGUCUGAGUGGGAACCUGGCCUCACAGGAGAGGAGUGGCUGUGGGCAUGGGGGCUCCCCACAGCGACUCCUGCAAGAGACUCCCUUAGCAAACAUUUACUGGGGGCCAGGCCCAGGGCUAGGUGCUAGGCAGGUGGCUUAGCAAGGAUCAGCCUUCCUUAGCACCCAGUGGAGUAAUAACUGCUUCCACCUGCAGAGUACUGUCAAGAGCUUCACGUGCACUAACACACUUAAUCUUGACACCCUUGGAGGUAGAGGCAGUUAAGCCCAUUCAACAGAUGAGCAGACUGAGGCCUCCAUCUGGAUCAGGCUAGCCCACUUUACAGAUGAGACCUGACCAUGCUCUCCCCUGCCUCCAACCCUCUUCCCUCUCCCCUGGUUUUUCUUGUCCUCUCAAGUCUGUCUCCCUUCCCAGGGGCUACUUGAAACCUUUGGGAUCAACACACUAGUGUUGGGUGGAGGCCGGCUCUGCAUGCCAUCCCAGGCCCCUGUUCUGACUGAGCUGCUGGUGGCCCAGGGGCUUUGGGCCCUUUGGCUAAUGCCCUUGUUCCUUGCCUUUGGCCAGUCCCCCAUCCCCACCCGCUGUCCGACCGCAUUCCAAACCUCCACAGUCACCCAGCCACUGAGCAGAAACCACACCCCGAGAAAAAAAUACCAGCCCCCAUUCCAAGACCCCCUCCCUCUGUACUCAUUUUUAUUUUCUCUUAUUCUUCAUCAGUGCCGUCAUUUGUUUCUGAGGCAGCAGCUGAGAAGGCUGCAGGCAGCUGCCUGCCAGCACAACUCUACCAGAGUGGGGAACUGGGCCAGGCCCUGGGGCUCCCUCUCUACCCAGAAGUGCUGGCUCCAGCCACAUACCCAGGCUGUGGGACCUCUCCCCGUUACCUCCUAGAGCCUUUGGGCCUGGGGUCCACCUUGUCCUUUCUCUUUGGGCCUUUGAACCCAUAACCUAUGUGCACUCAGGGAUACUCCAGGUCUGCCAUGAGCAAGACCCUAAGCCUGAGGCUGGGCAGUACCAGGAUGAAACAGGUUUCCUCUUCCUUGGCAGUCCUAACCUGGUCUUUAGAUGGGCUGGCCUGGGAGGCUGGGGGGAGGCUGAGAUCUGGGCAGCCAGCACAGAGGAGGUUUUGGACCUUCUGGUGGCAGGGAAGACCCAGGGGGUGGAAGCUGGGAGGGAAGGAGAAAGGGGUCUGUGGGUCAGGCUUUUCCUGGCUUAGGAGAUAUUGAGGCCAGGGUGCCCGGAGUCCAACUUGGGGCUGAAAAUGCACAGGUGGGCAUCCCUGAGCCUCAGUCCCGGGCAGCCCAGAGGAUCAGACCUUCAGGUCUGUCCCUGUCUGCUUUGAACAACAUUUUUAGAGCUGGAAGAAGUUCUCCAGCCUGACUUCUUGCAUCAACAAAGAAGAAAGGGCUCAGAGGGCCACUCUGGGAAUGGGACACAGCCAACCUCCCUCCAGAAUGGCUUUGUCCAUAUCCUUUAUUCUCCAGGCUUGGAGGCUGCUAGGCCAUAAACCACCCAGCACUCAAGCCAUCCCAGCACGUUUGAGGGGAGUUCACAGCUGAUCUCGACACAACCCCGGACCCUGCUCUUUCCUUUAGUCCCCGUGCCCGCUCCCAGGUGUCUGUCUGUGUGAACACCCAGCUGCCACGUUGGGAAAUUCAGCUGCAUACCCUGGAGUGUAAGGAAAUGCAUUUUGUGCAGAAUACACUUCUUUCAGACAUUGUCAGGUGACGUUAUUUUGUUUAAGCUAUAACUCACCCCCAAAAUAAAGGGGAAUGAUGACGCCCAGCCGAGCCAGGCCUGACUCAUAGUAGCGGACUCAUCCAGGCACCCCCACCCAGCGGAACUCCAAGGGCUGCGCGUACAGGCUCUUUGGGGGCUGCAAGUCCCAGCACUUCCCUUGGCCCUGGGUGUGGGUCUUAGAAGACUCAGUGCUUUGUGAUAUCACAGCCCAACCAUGUGAGAAGUGUUCAGGCUCCUCUUUUCCCAUUAGUCUUAGAAAAGGGAAAGUUAGAAUGGACUGAUUUUGAAAAAGGACAAGCAAAAUGGUUUUCUCGGGGACAGGAUGCUGGUGGCAGCCUCUAAAUAUUCACUUAUCCCCUUCUGCUUUCAGGUCCUUGUAUGUGGGUUACAUUGUAGGUACAGUUAUCUUCCUCGUUUUACAGGUAGUCAGACUGGUGCCCAGAGAAGUUAAGUGGAGGCAGUUAAGUGGAAAGCCAGGUUUCCAAGUCAGGUAAUAUAAUGUGAACAUCAACAGUAGGCUAAGAAAGUCAUGUGCACCUUCACAACAGUGGAAGGUAUAUACUCUGUGUGUGCCCAUUUUACAGACGGGAAAACUGAGGUGAAGGGACUCACCCAAGCAAGCAAUUUACUCUGUAGCAGAGUCAGGUUUUCACGGCUGGUUAGUAUGUGUUUCUUGUCAAUUGUGUAUCUCUCUCGCAGCAGCUCCAGAAUUAGUGCUUGUUUCUUUUAACCAGUGUAGCCAAGUCAUGAAUUGCAUCUGCAUAGGAGACCCAAGAAGGAGGUUGGGGUCCGCUCGUAAAGAGCCUUGAAUGCCAAACCAAGGAGCGACUCCCUCCAAUCACAUUUGGAAUGAAGUCGAAUAUAAAGGAGAGGAAAGGAAAUUCUAAGACAAUUGGAUUUUGUCCUAUCGGUGAUGGGAGGCAGGGAAGAGCUUUUGUUGUGGGAUUUACUAUGUUUGAUGGCAGGUACUUAAAGAAGGGGAGAGACAGCUUUUCCUGCCGACCUCAGCUGUGAAGGCAAAGAAAGCCAUCUCUGGCGUUUCUGAACAAUAUGAUACAGGAAGGGGCUUUGACUGCUACCUUUGAUUCCUCGUGAGAGAAUUCUAGGCCUUAAUAUUUAAUUUGCUCUGUCUGGGGAGAAAAGAAGGAGGCUUCUGCCUUGGGAGGCACCCUAAAGGUAAGGCUAGGAGGUGGGGUGGGGUUUCCUGGGAAUGACUUGAGGGCUUCUGAAAGCCGGUUUGUUCUAAAGCAUCUUUUCCUCCUUGACAACAUUGGAAACCACUCUGGUUACAGGAGGACACAGCCCAGGAUGGUUAUCAGGGAGCCCUGGGUAAGAGUUGGGAAGUCCUAGGUUCGAAUCCAUCUAUGCUUCUCACAGGCUUCACAUACGGGCAGGGUAGGGACUGUCAGAGGGGACAGAUGUCAACUCCUUUUUAUGGCUGAAGACUUGCAGUUCAGUGAGGACACAGGGCAGCUGAGGGCCCAAGCAGUACCCUCCUAGAGCUAGAAGGCAACUUUAUCUACAGUAUCACUAAUCCACCCGGGAGCCCCACGGUUGGCAUUACUUUUCCCCAUUACAGGGGAUGAACCUCAAGUUCAAAUAGGUUAAGCAACCUGCUCAGGGUCACGAAUCUAACAAGAAGUAGAGUCAAGAGUUGAACCAGGUCUGUUUUUACACCAAAGCCCAAAACUAACUGUUGUUAAGAAUUUUGUAACCAGUCAGUUUUCUUCUUUGCUUUGGCUACUGGGAAGCUUAAAGUUGAACUUGAGGUUAUUUUUAACAGCCAUUGUACUGAGUCUCCUACUGGACUCUGGCUUCAUUCUAGCUUUCUGCUUUUGCCUUUACCCUGAUCUCUUUAUUGUAUUUUAUCUAUUUUUGUAAAUUGCCACAGUAUCUUUUUUUGCACCAAGGUGGACGAAACCGAAAUAAAUACAUGAUCAAAAGUUUAA